Messenger RNA from Panicum hallii, 1840 nucleotides. RefSeq names its product RING-H2 finger protein ATL43-like. The transcript has a single exon. The coding region runs from base 49 to 1245 and encodes 398 amino acids. The record is from RefSeq and is a predicted model, not a curated record. Lineage: Eukaryota; Viridiplantae; Streptophyta; Magnoliopsida; Poales; Poaceae.
CCCUCAAGCGCCCGGAUCGAUCGGCCCGGGACCGGGAGGGAGGGAAGGAUGGAGCCGUCGCGGCGGCUCCUGCUGUCGGACUACGACGGCGCGGUCGAGUCGCCGCUGCCGUCGCCGCCGCCCUCCUCGGCCACGCCGUUCCGCCCCGGGGUGGCCGUCGUCGUGGGCAUCCUCACCAGCGUCUUCUCCAUCACGUUCCUGCUCCUGCUCUACGCCAAGCACUGCAAGCGCAGCGCCGCGGAGUCGUCGGGGCCCUACGGCGCCGGCGCCGGCGGCGGGUUCGGGUCGUCCGGCGCCGGCGCCGCGGGGGACCGGAGGAACUCGGGGGUCGACCGCGCCGUCGUGGAGUCGCUGCCCGUGUUCCGCUACGGCGCGCUGCGCGGGCAGAAGGAGGGGCUCGAGUGCGCCGUCUGCCUCGGCCGGUUCGAGCCCACGGAGGCGCUCCGGCUGCUGCCCAAGUGCCGGCACGGCUUCCACGUCGAGUGCGUGGACACCUGGCUCGACGCGCACUCCACCUGCCCGCUCUGCCGCUCCCGCGUCGACCCGGAGGACGUGCUGCUCCUCCCGGAGCCGCCCAAGCCGUCCACCACGGGGCCGCCCGACCCGCCGGAGACCAAGGCGGCCAAAGAGGCGUCCCCGGCGCCGCCCGCUGCGCCCGCUCCGUCACCCGCGCCGGGCGGGCGGAGGAUCUCCGGCAGGCACUCCACGGGGUCGGUGCGCGCGCCCGGGCGCGUCGGCCCUAGCUCGCGUCGCUCGGCCGACGGCGGCGUGGCCGUGGGCUGCUUCGACGGCGCCAAGGUGCGCAAGGACCGGGUGCUGCUGGUGGAGCCGGCGGCCGUCGUGGCCGAGCCGGAUCCGGAGGCGUUCGACCGGCGGUUCGGGCACCGCAUCCUGGUGAGCACGGCCGGCGGGUGCGAGGGCGAGACGGCCCCCGCGGCGCAGCAGCGGUGGAGCGACCUGCGCCCGUCCGACCUCAUGUUCGUGCGCUCCGAGUUCCUGGUCACGGACGCCGGCCGCUACUCCUGCUCCGCGGCCGUCAACCCGGGCAGCGCCCGGAGCGCCAUCGGCGUGCGGAGCCUGUCGGAGCUGGCGGGCGUCUGCCGCCUCCCGCCCAUCCGCGCCGAGGGGGAGGGCGGCAGCGAGCCCCGGGCCACCGGCGCGCCGCGGCGGUGGCGGCCCGGGUCGAGCUGGUGGGCGCCGAGGGGCCCGCCCGCGCCCGGGCGUAACGGCCCUAGCGCCUGCUAGGCCACUGUUGCGCGCGCGGGCGGGGCCCACGUUGCGGCCGGAAGAAAAGCUCCUCCCGUCGACGCUACCAGAAUUGCCCCUGAAGAUGGGCCGGAAUUGCCGACGCCCGCGCCCAUUUCCGGAUCGACGGCGGGGGUCACGUGAUGGGCAGCGUGGUAUUUGUGGCGCCCCUCCCCCUCUUUCCGGGCCCACGCCGGCCGCGGCCUCGGGAGCCGCGCCGGAGCGCGAGGAGGAGACGGGGGAUGUUGCUUUCGCGGGCAUCUCGAGGCGGGUGCUGCCCGGUACUCUGGCCGGUACGUGCGGCGCGGAUUGGGCGCGGGCCGCGGAUGGCGCCGCGGAGAUCGAGGCUGGAUGGAUGGAUGGCGCGGUGGCCGCGGAUCCGCUGCGGCGGCCGGACGGGAAGCACGGCGCUGCGGUGAAUGCUUGUGGCCGGUGGUGGCCAGGCGGCGCGCAGGUGAGGUUUUGGCGGCUUGCGUCGGCCGGGUCGGGGGUUAGGGAACCAUACGAGAGAUCAAGGUUGGGCGAGUGCGUUGGUGUGCAGUUGUACUAGCGCUGCUAAAAAUUCUUUUGUCUGUAAUGAACAAGAAAGCAAAGU